CGCCGCAGCUCCAUCACCCGUCUUCCAUCUCGCUAGCCACCAUGAAGCUGUCCUGGAGCUUCAUCCUCUCCUCGCUGUAUUGUGCGACCUCCGCAACAAAGGUCGGCCAUGUAUAUCUCCACGACCCGGUCUUCGGAGCUUCGUCUGAGGCCGCUACAUCGACCGUAGAUCCAGAAACAACCCGCUUGAUACUCGCACAGCGUCUCGGCCUAUCGCGAUUCCAUGCGAUAAGGCAUCCUAGCGAAGAAGUGGUCCAACAGAUCAAUUCAUAUGGAGGGAGGCAGCAGAAGCUCUUCGGCGUCGAGGAUCCGGCGAAGACGAAAGCGCAUGUGCUGAUAUGGCUGGAAGACGUCGAGGAUCCGUCAGAAAUCAUCCCUAAUACAUUGGGGUUGUCUAGCUUCACAAUAUCAAACCCCCCUCCGGCGUCCGAUAACGACCGCUUGAUUCAGGACAUGAUCCUCCAGGCAGAAGCGCUUCCGAGAUAUGCGGAUCCCAAAGGGUACACGUACGGCAAUGUAAUCGAUGCCGAAGCUACCCUGUCGAAGCUCACGGAAACCAACGUGUAUAACGAUUACCUGGUCAUCUUCCGAGCGGACAAGACCGACAAUCUUAGCCUUACGGAGCUCUCGACCGGGAUCUCACGCUUAUUGAUGAAGACCGCCAGUCUUAAGGAGCAAGGAUUCUCAAUGACUGUUGUCUGCAUGCCGCCCUCCUCGUCUCAUGCUAAACGGGCAGCACAGCCCUAUGGAACCUACGAUCUCCCAUCCAAGAUCGAAGCCCGCCGCGAGGUCGCCGAGGCCCCGCUCUCGCUCGCAUCCUCCAAGCCAUCCACAUCACCGAAUCUCCCUGCCGAUCUUGAGGACUUCCCAGUCAUCACCCAGGCACAGGCCAACGAUUCCGCUCCUGUUCUUGGCAUACUCCCAGGCUGCUUCUCCAGCCUCGCCGGCUGCCAGAAGCAGACCCACAACUGCAGCAGCCACGGCGAAUGCAAGCUGCUGCACAAGGGCCAGAAGGGGAGUGACUCAGUGGUACAGGACUGCUAUGGCUGUGCUUGUACGCCUACCGUUGUUCAUGUGGGACAGGACCACGGCAUGGAGACUAAGAAGAAGACUACGUACUGGGGUGGGCCUGCCUGCCAGAAGAAAGAUAUUUCAGUGCCCUUCUGGUUGUUCGUCGGAAGCGGUGUUAUGCUUGCUUUCUUGAUCAGCGGUGGUAUUGGCAUGUUGUAUUCCAUGGGUAACGAGGAGCUCCCGAGUGUGAUUGGCGCCGGUGUCAGUGGUCCGACGAGGAAGUAAGUGGUUGAAGGAUGGGAAGAGCUACCAUGAAAUCACUAUGGAAACUUGUAUAUCUGGUGUAUGAGACGAUUUCCUUGCCUGUUACAGCGCGGAAGCGUGUAUUACCACAUUGGCUGUGGCUGGGUCUAUAUGGGUCACUGGCGUCAAAUAGCAUUGCAAUUGAAUUAUUUGGAAGAAUGC
This is a messenger RNA of Trematosphaeria pertusa, 1475 nucleotides long. RefSeq lists its product as uncharacterized. The record is from RefSeq and is a predicted model, not a curated record. Gene Ontology annotation, cellular component: endoplasmic reticulum. Bases 42 to 1295 code for a protein of 417 amino acids. NCBI's taxonomy places the organism in Eukaryota, Fungi, Ascomycota, Dothideomycetes, Pleosporales, Trematosphaeriaceae. The transcript has 2 exons.